GCCCCGCUCCCCCGCGGCGUCGGAGCAGCGGAUCGAGUAGGCACAUCGGGUUCUCACUCGCGUCGGUGGCAGGACUCCUGCAUAUAUUUCAAAACUGAACAAUUUCAACUGACCUGAAGCACUCUGCCUUCCUAGUGAUACCAGUCCAGUUUCGGAGAGCCACAGCAGAUUAUCAGCCAUCAUGGCAAACCUCAGCUACUGGCUGCUGGCACUCUUUGUGGCUACAUGGACUGAUGUCGGUCUCUGCAAGAAGCGGCCAAAGCCUGGAGGGUGGAACACUGGUGGAAGCCGAUACCCUGGGCAGGGCAGCCCUGGAGGCAACCGUUAUCCACCUCAGGGUGGUGGCUGGGGGCAGCCCCAUGGUGGUGGCUGGGGGCAACCCCAUGGUGGUGGCUGGGGACAGCCUCACGGUGGUGGUUGGGGUCAGCCCCAUGGCGGCGGCUGGGGUCAAGGAGGUGGCACCCACAAUCAGUGGAACAAGCCCAGUAAGCCAAAAACCAACAUGAAGCAUGUGGCGGGUGCUGCCGCGGCUGGGGCAGUGGUGGGGGGCCUGGGUGGCUACAUGCUGGGGAGCGCCAUGAGCAGGCCCAUGAUCCAUUUUGGCAAUGACUGGGAGGAUCGCUACUACCGUGAAAACAUGAACCGGUACCCUAACCAAGUGUACUACCGGCCAGUGGAUCAGUACAACAAUCAGAACAACUUCGUGCACGAUUGCGUCAACAUCACGAUCAAGCAACAUACAGUCACCACCACCACCAAGGGGGAGAACUUCACGGAGACCGACGUCAAGAUGAUGGAGCGCGUGGUGGAGCAGAUGUGUGUCACCCAGUAUCAGAAGGAGUCCCAGGCCUACUAUGAAGGGAGAUAUUCCCGCGCAGUGGUGCUCUUCUCAUCCCCGCCUGUGAUCCUCCUCAUUUCCUUCCUCAUCUUCCUGAUCGUGGGAUGAGGGAAGCCGCCCUGCUUGUGCUUUCUCCUUCUUGUGGUCUCGGCUGGGGGAGGGGUUAUCCACCUGUAGCUCUUUUAAUUGAGGUGGUGUCUCAUUCUUGCUUCUCUCUUUGUCCCCCAUAGGCUAAUGCCCUUGGCACGGAUGGGACCUGGGAAAUGUACAGUAGACCAGAUGCUAUUCACCCCAGAGUCUUUUGAUUGAGUCCACCGUGGGCCAGUGCUAACAGCAGGCCGAUAAGAAUCUAACAGCAAAUAACCACCGGCUAGCUGGGGCUUUGUUUCGGUCUAGUGAGUAAAUACUGGUGUGACCUCUGACUUCUACCCAGAGUGCACAGGGACAGACACACUAACUGUUAAAAUAGGUGAAGGGUUUUACAACCAAAGAAGUCACUGUUGGGGUAUGGUGCCCUAAGAAACAGCCCCCAUUUGGGAUACUUAAGGCAUCCGUAGUGGCCCUCUUCUUUACUAACAAACUCUACUGAUUAAGGCAAUGGAGAGAAAAAAAAAAAAAAGAAAUUCCCCUACUAACAUUGAAAGCAAACCUUUGUUCAUUUCCUAGGAACUAGAAUGAAUUUUGUUGUUGUUGUUGUUGUUUGUUUUGUUUUUUGAGGCAGAGUUUCUCUGUGUAACAGUUCUGGCUGUCCUGGAACUCGCUUUGUAGACCAGGCUGGCCCUGAACUCAUAGAGAUCCUCCUGCCUCUGCCUUCCAAGUGCUGGGGUUAAAGCCAGUGCCCGGCUAGAAUGAUUUUUUUUUUAACCUUGCUUGGAUUGGCCCGGGAGAUUUUUGACUCUGAGGAGCUCCAGCGCUGUAAGGGCGUGGCCCUCCUGUGAAGGGAGAGGUGGUUAUAGCGCGAAGUCAAGGCACUUGCAUUUCUUCAUUUCUGUCUCAUAAUUGUCAAAAGCCAGAAUUAGGUCAUACCCUUAGUUUCUGUACUUGUAUUUGAGUCGGACAGCAGAGAGACAAUCUAAGGUUGCCCACGAGAGAAGCAGGCUCCGUUCAAAGUGGAAAGAGAAAUUCUGUUAGCAUUGUUUAAGUAAGGCAAACCUUGUUCCUUCAGUUGCUCCGUAUUUCGCUGAGCAGACGUACACCAUUCUGCCAUAGCAUCGGCCUGCACCGCGGGUGUUCUGUGUACAAUAUAUAUAAAGAAUAACUGCGAGCUUAGCCCUCCCGCUCUAAUGCAUCUGAGGUUUGUAACACACUGACCAUUCCGUCCACUGCUAAAUGCUUACUGUGUGGCCCUUAGGCUUUCAUCAGUUCCGUAAAUGAAUCCCAAGGGGACCCCGCGCUGGUCUCUGAAAUCUGCAUGGACUUCACAUUUUCUAUAUUUGUAACUCCGCAUGUACUUGUUUUGUCAUAUAACAGUUUAUGAAUGUUUGCCAUUAAACAGGAGCUAUGACGAGCA
This is a messenger RNA of Arvicola amphibius (Eurasian water vole), 2348 nucleotides long. RefSeq names its product prion protein (gene Prnp). Gene Ontology annotation, biological process: protein homooligomerization. The record is from RefSeq and is a predicted model, not a curated record. The transcript has 3 exons. NCBI's taxonomy places the organism in Eukaryota, Metazoa, Chordata, Mammalia, Rodentia, Cricetidae. The coding region runs from base 182 to 946 and encodes 254 amino acids. Gene Ontology annotation, cellular component: membrane.